CACAUAUAAACACAAGCUCGCGGCUACCGGAGUGAUUUAUAUCAACGCCUACCUUUCCCUGGCGCGUGCUUGCGAAAGACCGUUACCUGGUUACCAGGGAGUGAUGAUGAUGAUGGAGCCUCGAGUAAUGUAAAGGACUUCAGUCAGGAGAGUUUCUCCCGCGCGCGUUCACUGAGUAAACCCGCCACGCGCUGCUGCAUCAUCCCGCUGCAUCUCCAGCACGCGAGAUUGACUGCUUGUACAGGACAGGCGCUUUAAACCUGAAUUAACUCACGAAGAGUCAUUUUUUGGUUAAUAUUCUACAGUCUCGAGGACCACGUUGACCGGCAAAUGCGGUUUUAAGGACAAUGGCCCCCAGAUGAAGGCAGUGACGUCAAAAGAGAUGGAGUUAUCCUCAAUAGACGCCUCUGCUGCACUGGGUUUAUGGGGCAACAGCUCCAUUCCUGAUUUCCUUCUCAGUGAGAGUAUUCUUAAUGACACCUGCCUCUUCAACAUAUCAAACUGCACCAAUGGGACAGACACAGGGAACCGACCAGGAACAAGCAUGGCUGGAAUAUUUAUUCCUCUUAUAUACAUAAUCGUCUGCAUAGUCGGUCUGGGUGGAAACUCUCUAGUCAUCCACAUUGUCCUGCACUACUCCAAGACUGAGUCGGUGACUAACAUCUACAUUUUAAAUCUGGCCAUAGCUGAUGAGCUUUUUAUGCUAGGCCUUCCGUUCCUCGCAGUUCAGAAUGCCAUGCACUCCUGGCCCUUCGGAUCCUUCACAUGCAGACUGGUAAUGACUGUCGAUGGCAUCAACCAGUUCACCAGCAUUUUCUGCCUCACCGUAAUGAGCAUCGACCGCUACCUGGCUGUGGUUCACCCCAUUCGAUCAUCAAAGUGGAGGCGACCGCAAGUCGCCAAAGCUGUGAACGGAACGAUCUGGGCGGUCUCGUUUGUUGUCGUCCUACCUGUGGUGAUUUUUGCUAACGUGCAACGAGAGGGAGGAAUUUGCAACAUCAUAUGGCCGGAGCCGGCCAAUGUCUGGGGAGCGGCGUUUAUCAUCUACACCUCCACCGUUGGCUUUUUCUUCCCCUUGCUAGUCAUCUGCAUGUGCUACCUGCUCAUUGUAAUUAAGGUCCGAAGCUCGGGAAAGAAAGUUCACGCCACCUCAACCAAACGGCGCAAGUCGGAACGAAAAGUCACGCGAAUGGUGGUGAUAGUCGUCGCUGUGUUUGUUUUUUGCUGGAUGCCGUUUUACGCCCUCAACAUCAUAAACCUGGUGGAGUCGCUGCGUGACAAACCUCAAGGCCUGCAUCUUUUCGUAGUUGUGCUAUCGUACGCUAACAGCUGCGCCAACCCUAUCGUGUACGGCUUCCUGUCUGACAACUUCAAGCGGGGUUUCCGCAAGGCUCUGUGCCGCUCCUCGCGCAGAGUGGAGAACCAUGAGCCCGCGGUGCAGCAGCAUCAGCAAGAAAGAAGAAGGGUGCUGAUGCCCAGGGAAAGCCUUAGGAGAGGAGUGAGAGAUGAAGAAGAUGAAAAAGAAGAGGAGUACAGGGAGGAAAUGACAGAGAUGACAGAGAUCUGCAGGAUUACUCAGAAUGGAAAUGGAAGCGGACAACCAGAAAGCAGUCGUGCCCUUUUCACUGAGAGACCCUCAGCUCCGGGGGUUUCUGAGAUGGCUUCCCCAGGCAGGAGAGACACUGAUGGGGAAACCAUUGGGAAUGGUCCAGGACUUGGGCCUGCGGGAACCCUUCUGAAUGGGGCCAAAAAUGGGAAUGUUAAAACGCUGCCAGAGGAACCAGUGGAAAAGAAUAACUCAUUGGAGAUCAGCUACUUGUAAAAUAACUAAAAGGAUUUAUCUUGGGUGGAAAAACAGAAAAUUUGUAGGUAUUUUUUUCUCCUGGCUUCUUUGAAAUCUUGUUUUAUUCUCAAAAUCAAUUUAUACUUAAUAAACAGACUUAAUAGUAUGAAAACUAUUUUAGUUUUAAAGUAGAUUUUACUUAAUUUAUAAACGCUGGCAGACCGAAGAUUUGUCAGCAGCAGCAUUCAUAUGUAUCAGUACAUACAAUAUAUGUGAAGUAUAUGUGCCUUCUAAAAUUGUUUGAGAGACUUAUUCAAUGAAAUGAAUUUACGACUGGGCACAAAAAAUGAGACUUGUAGCACAUUCGUUUGUGAUAAGCCAGUUGAGAAGAUGAACAUUUUGUACAUGUUACCCAGGCCAAAAAUUGCCAACCACACAUUUUGUUGAUAAUGUUUGUAUGGUGGUCCAAGGUUUUCUGUAAAUCUGUCUUUUUCAAUACUUUUUGCCUUAUUUGUAAAGGUAUUGUACACUAAAUGAAAUGUGUUACAGUUAGAUCAGAAUGUACAAUUUAAUCAGUAGAAUAUAACAAGACAAUUUUGUGUUCAAAAAAGUCAGCACAGCAUAACAUAACAUCCAGAUUACCACCCAUUUCUAAGAGACUCACAAGAAAAAAGACUUGUACUGUUAAUGCUCCUCAGUGUCACACACUGACAGUUCCUUAAUGGCUCAUGUUGUGCAGGGAGACCCAAUUUACCACAAAUAGACACACAAACAGACACAUUCUAGCAUUGAGCUUAAUGUAAAAGACAUUGUGCCUGAUCCUUGACCCAGUCGGUUUAUCCAGUAAGGUGGCUUCAAUAUUAUUAUUAUGAUUAUCCAAUUAUCAAUUGCACACCCAAUAAACAUAUGCAUACCCAUACACAAUUCCAGUGUCCCCGUACGACACCGCAGUAUGCUUAUGUGACAUUCAGAUACCCUUUACUGAGUGUUAUAAAUAACAUUACCAUUGAGAUCGUGGCAUGCACUAACGUAUCACCUACACUCCCAAGCACCCUACGCCACCUCCUCCCACGCACAAACUCACACUUAGAUGGGCUCGGAGGCGUAUAGACAGCCAUUACAGGCACAUUAUGGAGAUAGAGCUACAACCAUAUCUAAUAACUGUACUGUCCCUGCGCAUUUCACAGCUUUCAUUUAAAACCGAUUGUUUUAAUUUUUAGAAAAGAAUGUGUAAGAAGCUGUGGGAAAUGUUUUUUCUGCAAACUAGAAGGUGUUUAUUGUGAUUAUGUUCAAUUGUUGUGUUAUAUCUAUGUGAUAUUUAUUGCGCACUGUUUUUUACGACAUGCUCCCCCAAAGAUGCUGCCGUUUCUGUCUGUGGGCAGAGCGGCACCCAUCUUGUGACCUUAUGAUUGGACAGCUCUCCGUAUCUAAAUGAAUGUCUGUGAUUCACACUGGACGUUUUGACACCCACCGAGGCUCACCCACAUACGAUAUGGAUGCACAAAGAGGCAAAUAGUGCUGAAGGCUGCUUGUGAACACCAUGAUAUUAUUCAUUUCUUGGCACGGAUUAAUAUAGGCCUCUUGUGCAAACAAAGCCAUUUGCUCCGAGAUAAAAAUACAACGGUGCCCAGAUGUCCUUAGUCAAUAUUUUAUUAUUUUUGCACCGUAAAUGAUUUUUCUUUGCGUGAUCUCAAAUGAACAAUCUUGCUUUGAACUGCUUAAGGUGUAUAAAAUGUUAUAAAUUCUGUAUUAUGCUGUAAUAUAUGCGCAAGGUUUUGGGAAGAGUUUUCAAAUGGAUUUAUAUAGCUAUAUGCUGGCUGCAUCCUGUGUUAGUUUAAGUACGUCCUUUCAUAUUUAAAAAAAAAAUCAUUGUAUGUGUAGUCAGAAAAUGACCAAAUUCUACAUUUAUAUAUU
Paramisgurnus dabryanus is the source of this 3697-nucleotide messenger RNA. Lineage: Eukaryota; Metazoa; Chordata; Actinopteri; Cypriniformes; Cobitidae. The record is from RefSeq and is a predicted model, not a curated record.